AUGAGCCUCAACAGGUCCCCAGAGGAGACCCCUGAGAGAGACUCAGGGAGAACAGGAUGGAAGCCCACGGUGAGAGAUGCUUUCAAAGACAUUUCCAUAUACUUCUCCAAGGAAGAAUGGACAGAGAUGGGAGACUGGGAGAAAAUCCGAUAUAGGAAUGUGAAAAGGAACUAUGAAACGCUGAUUACGAUAGGUCUCAGAGCCCCUCGACCAGCUUUCAUGUGUCACCGCAGGCAGGCCAUCAAACCCCAAGUAGAUGACACUGAGGAUUCUGAUGAAGAAUGGACACCAAGGCAGCAAGUCAGACCUUCUUGGGUGGCAUUCAGAAUGGAGCAGAAUAAACACCAGAAGGGAAUACCCAGGGCGCCAUUAAGUAAUGAAUCUAGUUUGAAGGAAUUAUCAGAAACAGCAAAGUUGCUGAACACAAGUGGCUCAGAGCAGGGCCAGAAACCAGUGUCCCCUCCUGGAGAAGAAAGUACCUCUGGACAUCACUCCCUACAAAAAUUGGAACUCAGGAGAAAGGACGUUGAAGUAAAGAUGUAUAGUCUACGAGAAAGAAAGAGCCUUGCAUACCAAGAGGUCAACGAGCCCCAGGAUGAUGACUACCUCUAUUGUGAGAAGUGUCAGAACUUCUUCAUUGACAGCUGUGCUGUUCAUGGGCCCCCUACAUUUGUAAAGGACAGUGCAGUGGACAAGGGGCAACCCAACCGCUCAGCCCUCACUCUGCCCCCUGGUCUGAGAAUCAGACCAUCAAGCAUCCCUCAGGCUGGGCUUGGAGUAUGGAACGAAGCAUCUGAUCUGCCAUUGGGUCUACACUUUGGCCCGUAUGAGGGCCAAAUCACAGAAGAUGAAGAGGCAGCCAACAGCGGAUACUCCUGGUUGAUCACCAAAGGGAGAAAUUGCUAUGAGUAUGUGGAUGGAAAGGAUAACUCUUGGGCCAACUGGAUGAGGUACGUGAACUGUGCCAGGGAUGACGAGGAGCAGAACCUGGUGGCCUUUCAAUAUCAUAGGCAGAUCUUCUACCGAACCUGCCGGGUCAUCAGGCCAGGCUGCGAAUUGCUGGUCUGGUAUGGGGACGAGUACGGCCAGGAGCUGGGCAUCAAGUGGGGAAGCAAGUGGAAGAGCGAGCUCACAGCAGGGAAAGGAGACAAUGCAUACAACACAGGCAGUUGUGUCAACAUCUUCCUGACCAAAAAUUUCCUCUUUCAGCAGAACCAAAGCCAGAGAUACAUCCAUGUCCUUCCUGCUCUCUGGCCUUCUCCAGUCAGAAAUUCCUCAGCCAACAUUUGGAACGCAAUCAUCCUUCUCAGAUCUUCCCACAAAUAUCUGCAAGAGAAUAUUUCCAACCAGAGGAUCCCUGCCCAGGCGAUCAGAAUCAGCAGCGGCAGCAAUAUUCUGAUCCGCAGAGCUGGAGUGACAAAGCUAAAGGCCAAGAGGUCAAAGAAAGUUUCAAACCUUUGCUUAAAAGUGUAA
Neomonachus schauinslandi (Hawaiian monk seal) is the source of this 1473-nucleotide messenger RNA. It is a transcript of the gene PRDM7, whose product is annotated as PR/SET domain 7. Bases 1 to 1473 code for a protein of 490 amino acids. The record is from RefSeq and is a predicted model, not a curated record. The transcript is spliced from 10 exons. NCBI's taxonomy places the organism in Eukaryota, Metazoa, Chordata, Mammalia, Carnivora, Phocidae. Gene Ontology annotation, cellular component: nucleus. Gene Ontology annotation, biological process: positive regulation of reciprocal meiotic recombination; regulation of DNA-templated transcription. Gene Ontology annotation, molecular function: histone H3K36 methyltransferase activity; histone H3K4 methyltransferase activity; recombination hotspot binding.